This is a messenger RNA of Onychostruthus taczanowskii (white-rumped snowfinch), 1684 nucleotides long. It is a transcript of the gene C1GALT1C1, whose product is annotated as C1GALT1 specific chaperone 1. Gene Ontology annotation, molecular function: N-acetylgalactosaminide beta-1,3-galactosyltransferase activity. Bases 297 to 1253 code for a protein of 318 amino acids. The record is from RefSeq and is a predicted model, not a curated record. Lineage: Eukaryota; Metazoa; Chordata; Aves; Passeriformes; Passeridae. The transcript is spliced from 2 exons.
CAGGCGCCGAGCGCCGUGGAGCGGGACAGGCGGGGACCGGGCUCCGGGAGGGCUCCCCGCGAAACGCCGCCGCGCGCGGGCCGCGUCAGCCCCCGAGCCCGUCCCGCGGCCUCUCGGUGCUGCGGGCGAGGAGACGGCGAGGCCGGGGCCGUGCGGUCACGGCAGCGGAGAGGCGCCGGGGCACCGGGCUCGUGUGGUACCGUCACCGUGAGCUGCGACCGGGAACCUGGAUAUCGCCACCGCUUUCGCCAGCCUUGUCCCGGUGCGGGAGAUAAGGGAACUGCAGCCGGGGAAAAAUGAUUUCUGAAAGCAACUCCUUCAUCAAGGGUGUGGUGCUUGGAGGAGCCUUCUGCAUGUUGGUUACGCUCCUCGGACACAUUAAGGUGGGCCACGGGACCAAAGCCCGUCACCACGAGCAUCAUCACAUCCAGGCUCCCAACAAGGAGGAUGUCUUAAACCUUUCAGAAGGUGAACGCGUGGAGCUUAGUAAAAACAUCCAUGUUUACUGUAUCAUCCUUGUCAAACCAAAAGAUCUAGGGCACUGGGCUGCAGCAAGGGAGACCUGGAGCAAGCACUGUGACAAGGCAGAAUUCUACAGCUCGGAAAAGGUCAAAGUGUUCGAUUCUGUAGCCGUCAACACAAACGAUAUGUGGGCGAUGAUGCGGAAAGCUUACAAGAUAACGUACGAACGCUAUAAGGAUGAAUUCAGCUGGUUCUUCCUUGCAUAUCCAACAACAUUUGCUAUAAUUGAAAAUCUCAAGUAUUUCUUACUGAAAAAAGACCCCUCUCAGCCUUUUUACAUAGGCCACACGGUGAAAUCUGGUGACCUUGAGUAUGUAGAUGGCGAGGGAGGAAUCGUCUUAAGCAUUGAGUCACUAAGACGACUCUCCCAUGUUCUUGAAGACCCUGACAAGUGUCCAGAGCAGGGAGGUAUGAUUUGGAAACUGGCGGAGGACAAACAGCUGGCGAUCUGCCUGAAGUACACCGGCGUGUUUGCCGAAAACGCUGAAGAUUCCGAAGGGAAGGACGUCUUUAACACCAAAUCCGUGGGGGCCCUCAUUAAGGAGGCCAUGUCCACCCACCCGCAGCAGGUGGUGGACGGCUGCUGCUCCGACAUGGCCAUCACCUUCAGCGGGCUGGCCCCCAACCACAUGCACGUGAUGAUGUACGGCGUGUACCGGCUCCGGCCCUACGGCCACUCGUACAGCGACGCCCUGGUCUUCCUGCCCCCGCCGGGCUCGGACAACGACUGAUGCGUCCUCAGGGAAGGCCUGGAAACGUGGAGUCGGCUCUUCUCACGACACACAGUUGUACUGACGCGUUGUGGUACCGGUGUACAGGUUCUUUUGCACACUGAGGGUUGGUAAAGCUCUUAAUUUUGAAAGUGGAAGGAGAAUUUUUUUUUUUCUAAAUCUUUUAUAGGGAAACGCUUCUGGCUUUUGACAGGGCUGGAAUGAAAUGAUAAAAAGAAGAUGUUAAUGUUUAUUAUAAAAGGAAAUUAAGUUUAUAGGGGGGGUUUGUACAUGUAAAUAUUUAUUAAUGAAAACUGAAAUGAACUUUAGUCUACUCUUAAAAAUAUAUUUUUGCAAGACUUUGAUUAUUUCCGUUCUUCCAGGCAUUUCUAGAAUGUCUUUAUAUCUUUCUAAGUUGUACCAAUAAAACUGACUACAGAUUCAGUCUCAAA